Molecule: messenger RNA, 2625 nt
Organism: Odobenus rosmarus divergens (Pacific walrus)
Lineage: Eukaryota; Metazoa; Chordata; Mammalia; Carnivora; Odobenidae
Gene: KLHDC1
Product: kelch domain containing 1
Exons: 13
Coding region: 86-1306 (406 amino acids)
Molecular function (GO): protein binding
Source: RefSeq, a predicted model, not a curated record
GCGUGGAGGAGCCGGGCGGGAGGAGAGGCCGCUCCGUGGCCAGGGGCUGCGGCGCGCCCAGCGGCUGGACCCAGCGACGGCGCGGAUGGCGGACUCGCAGCCGUUCUGCGUGGCGGAGGAGCGCAGCGGCCACUGCGCCGUGGUGGACGGAAACUUCCUCUACGUGUGGGGGGGCUACGUGUCUAUUGAAGACAAUGAAGUAUAUUUGCCUAAUGAUGAAAUUUGGACCUAUGAUAUUGAUAGUGGGUUGUGGACCAUGCACCUCAUGGAAGGAGAACUCCCUACCUCCAUGUCAGGAAGUUGUGGUGCUUGCAUUAAUGGAAAGCUGUACGUUUUUGGAGGAUAUGAUGACAAAGGAUACAGCAAUCGACUUUAUUUUGUUAAUUUGCGAACAAGAGAUGGAACCUACGUUUGGGAAAAAAUCACCAGUUUUGAAGGACAACCACCCACACCACGUGAUAAACUCUCUUGCUGGGUAUAUAAAGACAGAUUAAUAUAUUUUGGUGGCUAUGGGUGUAGGAGACACAAUGAACUCCAAGACUGUUUUGAUGUUCAUGAUGCAUCUUGGGAAGAACAGAUCUUCUGGGGAUGGCAUAAUGAUGUUCAUGUAUUUGAUACAAAGACACAGAAUUGGUUUCAACCAGAAAUUAAAGAUGGAGUUCCUCCACAGCCGCGAGCCGCGCACACAUGUGCAGUUCUUGGAAAUAAGGGCUAUAUUUUUGGCGGACGUGUUUUGCAAACUAGGAUGAAUGAUUUGCACUAUCUGAACUUAGAUACCUGGACUUGGUCUGGAAGGAUUCCUGUUAAUGGAGAAAACCCCAAACAUCGGUCAUGGCAUACUUUAACACCAAUAGCUGAUGAUAAACUUUUUCUAUUUGGUGGACUAAGUGCAGACAAUAUUCCAUUAAGUGAUGGUUGGAUUUAUAAUGUCAUAACAAAUGGUUGGAAACAACUUACACACUUACCUAAAACAAGACCCAGGUUAUGGCAUACAGCCUGUUUGGGGAAAGAAAAUGAAAUAAUGGUAUUUGGUGGGAGCAAAGAUGAUUUACUUUCCUUGGAUACAGGCCACUGUAAUGAUUUAUUGAUCUUUCAAACACAGCCUUAUUCACUACUCAGGUCAUGCCUUGACUGUAUUGGCAAAAAUGCCAUAAUUUUAGAAAGUCAGAUAUCUUUAUUACCUCCUAAACUUCUGCAACAAGUACUCAAAAAAAUAACAUUUUGGACUGCAGCUAAUCACCGAGAAGAACAAAGAGCCCAAAAAGAAGAAACAGAAAAUAAGUAUCAGUGGAUCACUAGCAAUUAAAUUGUUAUAUACUCUAUAUAUUUAAUAUGUGUAAACAUUUUAAUCAUACUGUGUAUUCCCCCUCCCCAAAUUGGAGGCUUUAUUUAGAAGAUAAAAUUUGAAACAAAAAUGCUAUGUUAAAGUGAUUAUAUGUCAUGGAAUAUAUGGGAAUAAGAUGUUAACGGAAGAUUAAUUUAUAUUUGUAAACUAAUUUCCUAGUAAGCUGCAGGAAGAAAUAUACUUUCUGAAAGUAAGUACAAUUGUAAGAUAUUUUUAACUCACUGUACACUCUUUACUGGGAAGUUUAUAUGAAUUUCAGGAGACUGAGAGAUUAACCCAAGGACUGUAGAAAUCCCCCAACAUAAUAAUAGAUAAAAACACUAUACAUCAACUUUCGGAAAGAAUGGAUUUUCUCAAGCCACUUUGAAAUUAUCUACAGCUUCUCAUUAAAUAACCCAGUUAUUUAAAAACUUCUCCUUGAAUAACUGAUCCAGCUGGGCAAAAUGAUAAAAUGGGCAAACACUGGUAUGUGUUUAGUACUGGCCUCCUGCCCUUCAGUGCUUACCUAGCAAAGUCUCUCAUUAAGCAUCAUCAUAACUUUUCCUCACCUUUAUUUGAGUAGCGGAAUAAAUGUCUUCAAUUGUCUUUCCAUUACCCCUAAGUUGUUAGUUUGUCCAAAUUUAUAAAGACCAUGUUUUAAAGUGUCUAAAGUGGAGGUUUACUUAACCAUACAGACUUUGAAAUAUUGAGAAGCAGUAGAUGUAUUAACUUUUCAGACACAUUAAAAUAUAUUUUUGCCUUGGAAGAAUGCUCCUAAAGUAGUUUUUGUAAGUAAUGAAAUGGGAUGGUAACCUAGUAAUUUACCUGUAUAGAAACCCUGUUCUUCGGCCCACACCACUCUACAGAGCUGGUCCUCAAGACCCACGAUAUUGGAAGUAUGUUCUCUUCCCACUGAUUGUCAGUAUUAACUGCCCUACAGAAACGGCACGCUGUAUUUAUCUUUAUAUUCCUUAAACUGGUACUUUUGCCAUAAUUAAAAAAUUACUCAUAUUAUCGGUUAUACCCUUCCAUUGAAUUACUAAUAACAAUGAAUUAUUAAAAAGCUCAGUAUAUGAAAUUAUUCUCCAUAAUAUCACCAUUCAAGCUAUCUCUAAAAUUUAAAAUGUUAGAGAGAAUAGAUUUCUAUAUUGAAAUAGACAUGUAAUUUAUAAUAAUUAUAGUAGCUCAUUAAAUUUUACAGAUAUAUUUUAUAUAUACAUAUACUGUAUUUUAGAUGUGUAAAGCUUCUAUUUAUGUAUGGAAAUACUUUGUGCUUACAUUUUAUUAUACGAACUAUAUAG